Emiliania huxleyi CCMP1516 is the source of this 1560-nucleotide messenger RNA. RefSeq lists its product as hypothetical. Bases 1 to 1560 code for a protein of 519 amino acids. Lineage: Eukaryota; Haptophyta; Isochrysidales; Noelaerhabdaceae. The transcript is spliced from 4 exons. The record is from RefSeq and is a predicted model, not a curated record.
AUGAACCUCGCCGCCAGGCAGGCGCCGCCAGGCAGGGGUGCGACUACUCAGCGAACGAACGCACAAGAUAUCCACCUCGAGAACCUCGAGAACCUCGAGAGGUUGGGGUGCGAGCCCUGGGAUGCCCUGGGGAUGGGUUCAGAGCACCAGGUCGAAGCCGCCGGAAGCACCAUCGCGUGGCGUGGAUUACGCUAUGCCGUGGCCAGUCGCUGGGAGGCGUCAGGCAUCGAGUCAUCGGGCGAGCAAAGCGAGGAUUGCUUGGCAGUGAACGUUUGGUGGCCCGCUGGUGCCAUGCCAAACAGCUCCAUCGUAUUCAUUCACGGUGGGUCGUUCGAGGUGGGCAGCAUCGCGCCAAUGUACAAUGGCAGCUUUUUCUACGACGGCGCUCGGUUGGCUGCGCAGCAGCACGUCGUGGUCGCUACGAUGCAGUAUCGCCUGGGCGCCCUCGGCUGGCUCGGGCGUGCCGGCGGCAAUCUUGGUCUUAUGGACCAGACCACAGCGCUGCGCUUCCUUCGGAAGUUGCUGGGAGUCGGCGUGUCGCGCACGCUCCUCUUCGGCCAGUCUGCAGGAUCGAUGAGCGUCUGCGCGCAUCUCACGGCAGCAGGCGCUGGUGCCGAGACCCUGUUUGACGCUGCAGCGAUGAUGAGCGGUGUCUGCCAGGCCAAGCCGAUGAGCGACGCUUACGAGCAAGCCGACGCCUUUGCACAAGCUGCGGGCUGUGCCUCUCGCGGACGUUGGAGUGACAGCUCGCUGCGUUGCCUGCGCGAGCUCAGCGCCGGAGCCGUGAUCGACGCGCAACGCAGGACGCGGGCACCUCUUCGCUCGAGCUUUCUGCCGUGGGGCCCGACGGUCGAUGGCGGGAACGGCACGCUGCCACUGAACCCCGCGACGGCUGCCAAGCGCGGAGAACUGGCCAAGGUGCCGGUGAUCGUCGGCAACACCGCGAAUGAGUCGUUCUGGGCCUUUGUAUAUCCGGGAGGCAUCGUCUCCCCCGACAGGCCUCUUGGGCACCUCGAGUACGCGGCGUUCGUCGCCGCCAUCUGCGCCUCGAGCCUGCGGCUCUGCCGCCUGUCAGACACGCCCCGCAUCCUGCGCCGCUAUCCGUGCGCAGACAACGACUGCUUGCCCGCGUUUACGCGACUCUUCCAGGAUGCCUUUGGCGACUGCAGCACCGCUCGUACAGCGCGGCACCUCUCGGCGGGGCUCCGUGCGUUCGCCUACGAGUGGCGAUGGCGCUCCUCCUGCGCAUCCACCGCCGCCUUCUUCCCGCCUUCAUGGGGCGCGUACCACACGUCCGACAUGCCCUUUGUCUUCGAGCCGUUUGCCAACUGCAGCCGCACGCCGGAAGGCGAGGCGCUCUCCUCGGCGUGGGGCAGCUUUCUGAGCGGGCUGCUCACCCGCGGCUUGCCCGACCAUCGCUGGCCUCCUGUCGCAACCUAUCAGCCGAAGCGCAUGGUGCUCGGCAAUUAUGGGGAGCCAGCGGCAGAGCCUUGGCUCUCCGUUGCCAAUGCGCCCACCGCCGACUGCGGCUUCUGGGACGAGCUGAGCUGGACGUUAUGA